AGACACGUGGGAACAGAAACAAGAUGGCUAGAGAAACGCCCUUAGGAAGCGAGAUUAAGAACAUAGGUAUAAAAAGGAAUUUAUAACCUUAUAUGUGAGCCAUUCGUUCAGCCUAACAAUUCGUCCUGCCACCCAUCAACUUGUGGUUCGGAAUGCCCUCAAUUCUAUAUUUGCCCGCUGUACUGGCAGCUGCUACUAGCGUCGUAAACGCUUCUCCCACAACAAAAUCUCCCGGUGUCAACACGACAAUUUGCAAUAAAUUGACAUAUGUGUAUGAAGAAUUAGCUGGUUAUGGAUACUUAGCCAGCGAUUUUCGGGAUCGUUACGGUGACAGCGUCAGUCUGGGGUCUUCCAUCGCUAUAGAUAAAAGUACAUGGUCUCGAAGAGGAAAUGUUUACGAAGGCCUUAUGUACGCCCUACCAGACCGCGGGUGGAACACUAAUGGCACCAUCAACUUCCAAGGCCGUAUUUACAAGUUGUGGCUAACGCUUACCUUGGACGAAAAUGCAUCCGUCGAGAACCCUUCUGGGCCAAAUCUGGAUAUUAAGUAUCUCGAUAGCCUUCUGCUACACGAUAUCUAUGGCCAGCAUAUGACUGGCCUAGAUGCGGACGCAACCGGUCCUUACUUGGCUUAUCCGGAAAUAUUCCCAUUUCCGAAAUUCCCAGAGGUUCCCUCUGCAAAGUACUCCGGGGAUGGAUUUGGAGGUACUGGUCCUGGUGGGUUCCAUAUGUCACUAGAUUCUGAAGGUCUCGUUCUUGGAGUAGAUGGCACUUUCUGGGUGAGUGACGAAUAUGGGCCCUAUAUCUAUCAGUUCUCUGCAGAUGGACUGCUCUUGCAAACCAUUGAGCCUCCCGCAGCGUUCGUGCCCAUGCGCAACAAUUCUGUCAGCUUCAGUGCCGACUCUCCACCAAUCUAUGACCUUAACAUGAAGAUUACUCCAUCUGAUAACCCAACAGGAAGAGAUAACAAUCAGGGCUUCGAGGGCCUCACGGUUUCAUCUGACGGCACCAAGUUGUUCGCUCUUACACAAUCAGCCCUCAACCAGGAUGGCGGGUUGAAAAAGAUGAAUAGACGCUAUGCUCGAUUGGUGGAGUAUGAUCUCAGUUCGACUAAAAUAGCUCCUACGUAUGUCGCUGAGUAUGUGGUUCCAUUACCACUGUACGAUGGCGAUUCUCAAGUUGCCGCCCAAUCUGAAAUUCACUACAUUUCAGAUAAGCAGUUUCUUGUGCUAGCUCGCGACAGGAACGCUGGCCAUGGACAAAAAUCUUCUGAAAGCGUUUAUAGAAAUGUCGAUAUUUUUGAUAUUUCAUCAGCUACUAACAUCAAGUCUGCACUAUAUGAUGCGCACAAUGGUACCAUCUCGCCGGAUGGUGUUUUGAAUCCGAAAAUUACACCAGCUCAGUACUGUACAUGGCUAGAUUUCAACGUCAACAGUCAAUUAAAUAGAUUCGGCGUACACAACGGCGGUGAUCAAAAUGAGACUCUCUUAAACGAGAAAUGGGAGAGCCUCGCCCUGCUUCCGGUAGACCUGCACGGCAAGAACGAAAAAGACGAGUAUUUUCUUUUCUCUUUCAGCGAUAAUGAUUUCAUUACGCAGAAUGGAUAUAUGAAUUUCGGCCGUUAUCCUUAUUCUGACGCCAGUGGCUAUAACGUGGACAAUCAGGCAUUGGUGUUCAAGGUCAGACUGCCCAAGGGGACAAAUCCCCUUGUCUAG
Talaromyces stipitatus ATCC 10500 is the source of this 1715-nucleotide messenger RNA. RefSeq lists its product as uncharacterized. NCBI's taxonomy places the organism in Eukaryota, Fungi, Ascomycota, Eurotiomycetes, Eurotiales, Trichocomaceae. The record is from RefSeq and is a predicted model, not a curated record. Bases 153 to 1715 code for a protein of 520 amino acids. The transcript has 4 exons.